This is a messenger RNA of Lactuca saligna, 333 nucleotides long. The record is from the annotation of a GenBank genome assembly. Lineage: Eukaryota; Viridiplantae; Streptophyta; Magnoliopsida; Asterales; Asteraceae.
AUGUUAGGCUACCCGGUAUGGGAGGCAUUUCACGUGUCUUGGGCUGAGUCGGUCGGAAGAAGCAAAGUUGCAUUUACCACCGUCGCUGUUCGCAAAGUCGAGGUCGUAAUCACUUCUUCUCCCCGUUCUUCUAUUGCAGCGACAUCACCGGGCCACCGCCCUUCCACUGUUGAAGUUGGGAAUCACCAAGCUGACGUCGCCAUUGUUCCCGUUGCUACUAACGAUGAUGAACCUCAUACUCUCCUCAUUUUUCUCUAUAUGACUACGUCACCGCUGGUGUCUGGAGGUCUCUCAACACCACUGACGCCCUACGUCCGCCGCAUGUUGCCAUGA